AUGCAAGUGGAACUGAAUUGGAAACUUUUAUUCAAAUAUGGUAUGAUAUAUCGUGAAGUGAUGUAUUUGUCAAGAAUUGAUUUUUGUCAAGCUUUUAACUUUGGAUCAACCAAUAAGUUGGUAAAUCAAAUAUUUUCAAUGAUGAAGGACAGUAAUCCCAACAUAUUUAAACUUCGUUGUCCUGGUCCGCUGAACAUAACUAAUCUUUACAUAAAAACUGGAACGAUGUUGUCGAUAUUUCCUACUGGUGACUAUAAGACUUCCUUUGAAUGGGAAUUGGAAAAUAAAACUUUUACCGGCUCUUUCGAGAUUAUUUUCAGUAUAAAUUCACCCAUCAAAGAUACUUUUGGAUAA
Clunio marinus is the source of this 354-nucleotide messenger RNA. Lineage: Eukaryota; Metazoa; Arthropoda; Insecta; Diptera; Chironomidae. The record is from the annotation of a GenBank genome assembly.